AAAAAAGAAAAAAAUUUAAAUGUAUAAAUUUAUAUAAAAUAUCUGUUUAAAAAUGUAAACAAUAAAAUUAUAAAUGUAUUUAAUAUUUAUAUAAUUAUAAAAAAAAAUUUAAAUAAAAUAAUGGCUAGAACAAAACAAACACGAAGAAUAGAUCCAUACACAAGACAGGCAGGUGUAGAACCUGCAGUAUACGCUUUCCCGCCUAAUAGGAGGAGAGAUAAAAGAAGAAAAGAGCCAAAAUCUCCUUAUAUUGCUGCUAGACCUUUUACUAUUAAUGUUAAAAGAACAGAAUGUAAAAAAAUGUUAUAUUGGAAAAGAUUAACAAAAGCAACUUAUAAACAUAAUAAAGCUAAUAUCAUCAAAUUUAACAAAACAGUAAAUUAUAUUCUUAAGAUUAAUACUGUUAUUUUCGCUUUUUUUGUUGUAUAAAUCUAAGAAUCUCCGCAAUCUGUUUUUUUGUUCGCUAGCGACAGUUAAAGCAGAGGGUAAAUUAUCAGGGUCUAUGUUAUUAUCUCUCUUUUUUUUGCGCAUAAUGCGCAUGGCUGUGAAAACAGCCUUUUUAUGUUGUGUCUUGACACAAGAAUUAGAAUUUUCUCUUGUAAUAAUCCAGCGAUAGCACUGAACGGCCAUACUUGUUGUCUCCUUCAUUGUUGAGAAUGCUUGCCAUGCUACCGAGUCUAUCAUCUUCUCUGUUUUGUCUUAAAAUAACCUCUGAAACGCCGCCAAGUCUUUCAUCUUCUUCAUUUAGCGGCAGAAUUUUCAUGCUUGAAUCAUAAUAAGACUUGUUGGUGGUGUCAAUAAAGGUUGUGUAUGGAGUGUUGUAAUAUUUAUCAUAGCAACUACUAUUGUCAUUAUUGUCGCUAAAAAUGUCAGCACUUUUAUCUUUCUUGGUUGUGUUUUUUUCCUCAAAAAUUAUAUUUUCCACAUACACAAUCAUCGCUGAGUUUAUUCUAUCUUUGUCUGUUUCAGACAUGGUUGAAUACAACGGCAGUUGACAGUGUUUUCCCUGAAAGAACCAAAGGUUGCAGUUUAUAUUUUUGCAUAACCUUGUGAACUCUCUAAUUUUUGCAUAACCUUGUGAACUCUUUAAUUUGGCCAUUUAUUGUAGCAUAUAUGCUAUUAGCGCUUACAAUCUUCAAUUCUCCGUUUAUAGAAAUGAGAUCGCAGUUUUCAGCCAAGUCAUUUUGUGGAGUAAAUCCAGCGGCAAGUAUUUUUAUGUGGUUUAUUUUACCGCGGUUUUUUUUUCUUCCUUGCUGCGAAAACAUCUUAAUUUCAUUUUCAAACACUAUUUUCUCGGAGGCAUCCACAAACCCUUGCGGAUAUAAAUGUUUUUCUUCCUGUGGCAAUUGAAAGGGUUCAACAUUAUCGCUAUUGUCUGAUGAUAGGUGACUAGAUUUGCACUCCCAGUAGCGUUCCGUAGCAUUUUCCAUGCCUGAAAUUUCCCUCCAACCCAAUGGUAUUGCUGAAAAUAGACCACGUGAUCAAUGACGUCAUGAUCAUGUGACUCGAGAAACCAAUGGUAUUGCUUAAAAAGGCAAAGUCUGAUAGGUUGAAAGUGUAUCUGUUAUAAAAAAAAAAGGAAAAUCGUUCCGGCAUUGUUAAGUGACCAAUGGGGAAUUGGUAAUGGGUUUCUACGUCAUAGCAUGUGGUGCGCAUGCGCAACCCCCAAGAGGGGUUGCGCGGCAUGCGCCUUCUGAUCUUAUUGUUUAAGGGACAAGAUUAAAACAGAUUAAAAAAAAAAUGUACUGCGCAAGCUUAGUGCGUCAAAGCUAGGUUAAAAAUAAAAAUAAAUAAUCCUUUUAUUAAAAUUUAAUUUUUUUUUUUUAAUCUUUUUAUUUUAAUAAAGUUAAUACGCGUAACGCAUUACAUAAAAAGAGAAAAAAAAAUGUUUUUUGUUAUAUUAUCAUUUGCAUAAGACAAAAAUAAAAGUAAAAAUAAUAAAAGAUUUUUAUAUAAAAUGAAUAGUCAACAAGGAAACAACAAACCAAUUGCUGUAAUUAUAUUAUUAUUAUUUAUAUUAUAUUUUGUUUAUUUUUAUUUAUAUUAAAUUUUUUUUUUUCUUUUUUUAGAUUGUAGAACCAUAUAAUCCACGAGAUGACAUGAUUGUGGAGGAACAAUUACAAUUACAACAACAACAACAAAGACAAGAAGUAGAGCGGCGAAUUAGGAAUUUGUUUCGACCUAUCACCCCAGAAGCAAUUGUAGAAGAUGAUGAUGAAGAUGAAGAUGAUGAUGAUGAUGAUGAUAUUGAAAAUGUUGUAGCUCAAGUACCACAAAAUAAUUAUGAACGGAAUAUACCAGUAGUUUUAUCAUCAAUCGAAUCUGUGUUUAGGCUGCUGCCUGUGCUUCGCUCCUUUGAGACCGCAAAGACCUUGUUGCCAUCGUCGUUGCGGGUCGCAAGGAGCUUGCACAGGCUGCUGUAUUUGUACUUUUAAUACGAUAGAAGCAAUAAGAGCAGCGAUGCAAGAAAAGAUUGCCUAUAAAAGACAAUAU
Molecule: messenger RNA, 2493 nt
Organism: Hydra vulgaris (swiftwater hydra)
Lineage: Eukaryota; Metazoa; Cnidaria; Hydrozoa; Anthoathecata; Hydridae
Source: RefSeq, a predicted model, not a curated record